AGUUGGCGAAUAAUUCUUCUCGGGAGGAUCGCCGAUCGGUGUGUAAUAAUUGGUUUUUGGGUUGGUGAUGGCCUUGAGUCAGCUUUGCAAACAUUUGGUUUCUUCUGUUAGCAGAACUAUUCGUCCAACCAUAAUUUCAACAAAUAGGUCGUUCUACCUAUUUGGGCGUUGUAAUAAUGCAACCUUGGUGACGCCACACACAUUUCGUCGCACGGCGUUUACCCAUGGCGCCAUAGCAGCGGCUUCCGAAAGCGACCCUUCUACUGCUCCAAUCUCGAGAAAUAGAAAGGCUACUAGUAUGGAAACACAAUCAUUUGUUGUUAGCGUUGCGGGUUCCGACCGAGUGGGCAUCGUACACGACUUUAGUUGGGCACUAAAAAAUAUUUCAGCCAAUGUGGAAUCCAGUCGAAUGGCUUGUCUUGGAGGAGACUUUGCUAUGAUUGUAUUGGUUAGUUUGAAUGCGAAGGACGGGAAGUUGAUACAAUCUGCGCUAGAGUCAGCGUUACCAGGUUUUCAAAUUAGUACUCGACGUGCUUCUUCCGUGGCGGAGCGACAUGUUUCUCCUGAUACGAGAGAGUAUGAAUUAUAUGUUGAGGGUCCUGAUUCUGAAGGAAUUGUGGAAGCAGUAACAGCAGUACUUGCCAAAAAGGGAGCGAAUAUCGUUGAGUUAGAAACAGAAACACUUCCUGCACCGUUUGCUGGUUUCACGCUAUUUCGUAUGGGUUCCAGAGUAGCUUUUCCUUUUCCACUUUAUCAAGAAGUGGUCACAGCACUUAGUAGAGUAGAAGAAGAGUUUGGAGUAGAUAUCGACUUGGAGGAAGUUGUGGAAGGAGAAGAUAGUGAGGAAGAUGAUGAUAGUCCGAAUUCCCCAGUGGGAAGGCAUUGAUAACCUUACUUUGUGUCAUACUGAGUAUUUUAUGUGAUAAGAGUUACUGGGUGAUGUAUCCAAC
Galdieria sulphuraria is the source of this 950-nucleotide messenger RNA. RefSeq lists its product as uncharacterized. Bases 68 to 886 code for a protein of 272 amino acids. Gene Ontology annotation, biological process: DNA-templated transcription. The record is from RefSeq and is a predicted model, not a curated record. Gene Ontology annotation, cellular component: cytosol. The transcript is spliced from 4 exons. Lineage: Eukaryota; Rhodophyta; Bangiophyceae; Galdieriales; Galdieriaceae.